Molecule: messenger RNA, 26497 nt
Organism: Porites lobata
Lineage: Eukaryota; Metazoa; Cnidaria; Anthozoa; Scleractinia; Poritidae
Source: the annotation of a GenBank genome assembly
AUGAAUGAAAUUUCGAGAGAAUACAGCGGAACGGUGAGUCAACGGAUCACAUUAAAAUAAUCCCAUAGCUUGUCUGACUUUAAUCACGUAUUCCCCUGAGGAGCACAGGUAUGUGAUGCUAAUUAGCCAGCGAACCAAUCACAGCGCGGAAUCCUUUGUAACUACGGAGUAGUAAAACUGCCGCGGACCCGUAAACGCGGUUUUUCGGGCUUAAAGAACCUUUUACACUAUGUUAACUGGCUAAUUGAAAAGCGAGCAAAGUCUUCAAGCACAGGUGAAUUGAUUCUUUGCAGCUGGCCCUUGCUUUGCAGGUAAUUAUGUCGCUGACUUUUCUGUAGUUCUUACGGGAGUUACUUUUGUUAGGAAAAUGUACAAUUACUUUAACUUCGAGUGUUCUUGUGAUCUUAGAAGUGGCUUGUCGAAGCUUUAGCUGCUUGUACGUUUUCAAAUCCAUAGUCAGUAGAUUUGUUGAGAACUGGAAAUUUUCUAUUAAGAGUUGUGAGAGUUCGUUCAGUUAAUAGGCUUUGCUUUCGCUCUCGUAUGACUCGCCAAACAUGAAUGAUAAGUUGAUACCUUAAGUCUUCAAGACAAAGAAGUUCUUUGAAAGAAACAUUCAUUUCAAAUACGAUAAGCGUGUUGUGUAAGCCUUUUCGUAACAGAGACACAACGUCGCUUCGUUUUCACUUAUAAACUACCUCAUGCUUGGGAUUUUCAGAUGAAGCCGGCGCGUGAUCGCCAUGGCGUCUUGAGCUUGGGAUAGCCAACGAAGACAAUAUUGGAAACAAAGAUAGCCAACCAUCUGGUCCCCUUAUUGGGGACCAGAUCGGUUUGUUUCCUUCCAAUGCAAAUGGAUUCCAACCUCAUGAAGUGAAAAAGUACAUUGAGAACUGGAGCAAAGAUGAAGGGACUCAAGUUAUACGGUAAACAUUUUCUCACCGGUAUCAAUCACAAUUAGCUUGUAUGGUUGCAAUAUUUGUUUACAUUACCACGGUGACUUUUUGGCUGCAUAUCGUCGCCACUCGCUGAUAAAGAAGGUUCAAUUUUUGACACCCUUACUUGAGAUUUCGUUUAUUUUCCUACAGCGGAGGGUUUCAGGAAACAUCAAUUUUGCUGUCUAUUUGAUUUCAUGCUUAUUAUCGACAAUAUAUCUAUGGUCGUACAGUAUUACCUUUCAAAAUUUCUGACACAAAUAUCACAAUAUUCUUUGGGUCUUCCGUUGUAUGUGCAUACAUUCUAGGUUUUGAAGUGAAAGAAUGACCGCAUUGUUCAGCUUUUAAUGGCCUUUUUUAUGUUUUAAUAUAGUCUCAGUAAAACAGUCACUGUAUAUAACUAUCAAUCCUAUCAAAGUUUGUUCAUGUAUUUUAUAUUAAUGAUCGUUUCGAUUACAAUUAUGUCGUGGGAAUGUAAGCUUACAUGCAUGUAUAUUAGCCCGAGGUUUGCUCGCUAUCAUGUAUUAAAAUUUAAUACAUGAUCUGCGUUUUACAAUUGGUAAUUUCCUGAUACUAAUUCAUAACUGUUGCAACUAGCAUAACAGUCAACAGUUGUCAAAUAAAAAAAUUAACCUCAGGAUAAUUAAACCAAUAAAAAAAAACGAUAAACUAACAAUGAGUUCUUAUCAACUCGAUAGUUUUGAUAUUAGUGGGGUUUGUACCAGGCAUAAUAGAGCUGUAAAAACCGCUCCUAGGAUUUUUACAGUCGCCAAAAAUUGAUACUUUUACGAUGCUGGUCUGCAAUUUUGUUUGGGUUGGCUUUUGUGUACACAAUUUUCAUUAAGUUAACAUGAAUCUUUUUUGAAAGUCUGUUUUUUUAUAGUCGAAGAUAAAAAGUAUGGUGAUGAUGUGACAGUAAAGGGUGCUCUUGAAAACAUAUAUGUCUUAUAUAAUUUUUUUUCUUUUUAUUUAGCUUGAAUGAGUUUAGUUUUGACCAGCUAAGUCUUUUCUAAAGACAAAAACUUUAUUGACUUUAUCUUCGACAUGAAGAUUUCAGUACCAAAGCAAUCAAUAUGACAACAAAUGAAAUAAACUAAAAAUUAUAAAAGUUAGGUAAGAGAGAAAGGAACAACAACUAUAUAUCGAACAGUAAUAGAAAAUCACUCUGCUAUGUACGGCUUCUACACUACUCAAAUAUGUUAUUAAAAGAAGGUUAAAUUUGAAUUCGGAUUUAUAACAAUUUAGAAUUUACCGUGUCACACAAUUACUCUUUUUUAAAUCACCUAAUAGAUGUUUCACCUUGGGAAACGUUUUGCUAGCAAAACGAAUCAAUGAUCCGCAUUUUUCAAACUGAAAGUAUAGGGGUAUCACUAUUUUUUGUAUAUUUAUUCACUAUUUUUUUUAUAUUUAUACAGCUGUGAAUUUUUUGUCCUUUUGCAGAACUUGUUUAUAGAAGUUCCCGUUUGAAAGAACAAAAAAUGAGAAAUGUACAUAUAAAAAUUCGGACACCAACACAAUCAUGAAAAUUAUCUGUUGAAUAAAUUUUGCCUUUAAUGAAAUUAAGCUCACUGUGUGAUUGCAAUUAUAAUUGUCUUUACACACGCUUUUCAUAUUCAUUCACAAAGAAUUCAUUUAAUUCCCCCACUGGGAUAUUGCAAUGUCUUGGGGUGUUGUUUAGUAUUUAAAUGUAAAUCAUUAACAAACAAGACCUUAGUGGUUUCAAACCAACAAGCAUUUCUGUCUCAAACUAAAAAGCACUAUUAUUUAUAUGUGUUGCAAAUUAAUGUAUAAUGUAACAUCUCAGAAUUUCUAAAGACAAAACUUAUUGAUUCACUUCAUAUUAUCAAUAAUGCAUGUCAAGUAUAAACUUAAAGCAACGAUAGUGCAGCACUGUAUGUCAGGCUGGUAUCAAGUUGAUAUCAAGCGAAACCUUUAUGGAUGAUGUUGCAGUUCCUACUUUAAAAUUCUGUCAGUUGAGCUGUGGUGUUGAAUGUUAUUGUAAGUCCAUAAGAUGUGUUACCUAUGCAGAUAAAGAAGAAACAGAUACACUGUCUUGUAAUUUGAAAAUAAUAUAAAAUUUUAAGAAAUUAUGAGGAAAAAAUUAAAUGUCCUUUAAAAUAUAUGAUGUUUUCAACAGUUUUAUCACUGGUUACUGCAGUCUAGUCUCAAGGAAAUAGUGGCAAGAACAAGCUUUUGUAAAUUUAUAUCAAGCAUACUAUUUUAGUGUGGUAAAUUUGGUCAAUUGUCUUUAAAUUAAAAUGAAUCUUCCAAAUUUUUUUCAGCUGUGUACAAAUAGAUUAAGAACCCUCUCAUGUAUAUACUGUAAUGAAUUAUUUAUUUUGUAAAAAGGGCCUAAACUUUGAACAGAAAAUGCAUCUUAAAUGAAGGAGGUAAUUUAUCUAUCUUGUAUUAAUUUUUUCAUAUUAUGUGAUACCUGUCUAUUGAAUGCUCCUCAUUCUUAAAUUCUUAAACAGUUCUCUGGCUGAGGUGAACACAUUAUCUACAGAUGAGGGUCCUUUAAGAUGGGUACCUGUCAUAGAAAGUGUCAUACCAAUUAUUAUUCACCGGAAAAAGGUGAGUUUGCCAGAAUGUUAUUUAAUUAGCUUCAUGACAAUCUAGUCGCACAAAACAAUCCAUGCUUUGGAUCGAGUUGUGUAAGGAUUCUUGGGAAAUUUCUGUCUCUGUUUUUAAUAAUAAUACUUAAGUUCUUGAUGCAACAAAAGUGGAGGGCAACUAACAGAUUUUCUGAAACAAUCCAUGCACAAUAGUUAGUAGGUUAUUAAAAUUUUGGUAUUUGGUAUUGGGUAUGAUCGCUAAUGGAGACUGUUUCUCUGCCAGUCAUACAUUGUGAUAGCUGAGGUCAAAUUUGAUUUCAUGUUAAUUUUGAUUUAACCUUCAUGUGGGUUUAUUCUCAGUUUUCUUUGUCUCCUACCUAAGGUUAAAGAAUUUUAACCUGAAAUCAAUUUGACCAAUAUAACAUGUAAAAUUUAAACUUAUUGUUUUGUUAAUUUUUGCGGUAAUAUUCUUACCCUACUAAAUGUUGCAGUUCACCACAGCAGUAGCUAGUGCAUGCUGUCAUGAGGGGGGCGUAAGGGGGGUCCGAAAACCGCAAAACCGCACAGAAAUACGCCAAAAAACCGCAAACCGCAUCGGUUUUUUUCCCAAAUACCGAAACCGCGCGUACAUGUAGGCCACAAUAUGAAAGCUGACGUCAGCAAGACGUGUGAUAUAUUCUGAUAACAUUGUGCGUUAGUAUUAAACAUGCCAUCAUAACGCGAACGAUAUAUUGUACUACACUAUUAUACUCUGUUUACUACUAACCAAAUGCCGAGUAUGCUGGUCAUGUACUUGAACGAGUAUUGAUGUCUCCCUUGACUUUGAAAAACUCUGUCACUGAUCCUGUACGUCUUACAUUGCGUGACUGAUUACUUUGGACGACCCUGUGCUAUAAAGCACAGCUCCUCUGAAAUUCUCCCCUUCCUUUCCUUCUUCAUAGAAGAUUGCCACGCAAUCAAUUAUUACGUCCUCUUGCGAUCUCGACGACCUCAGCAUGCGCAUUGAAUCUGUCGUGAAUUGCAAACCACAGAAAACAAAACACUGCUUGCAAAACAACCGGCGACCGUUCUAAAAGUGAGACUUUUUUUUGCACCGAAAACCGCUACUUAAAGGUUGUCAAACCGCUUAGUCUUUUGAAACCGAUACCAUGAAAGUUAAACCCAGAAAACCCUUAUGCCCCCCUCUGUCACAGAAAACAAACUGGCAGCACAAAGAGACUGUUCUGAUAGACCCAGAAAAGGUGGAAUUAAUAAACAUUUAAAAACAAUUAAAUGAUGCCUGGGUUCCUGCGACAUUAAAUGUACCUAAGUAAAAUGGUAAUAAAUCAAGAUUUGAAAAAAAUAGAAUCAAGGACAGAUUGAACUAAUUGAGGGAUCUACAAUAUGAGCGUUUUAUAAAAAUUUGUUAAAUAAAUCUACUUUUAACAUUGAAUGAAUGAAUAAAUGAAUAAAUGAUUGAAUAAAUGAAUUAAUGACAUCAUAAUUAAUUAAUAUUUAUUUGAUUGCUCAUAUAGGUGGAUGAGGAAGAUGUGUUUCUUGUCACAGCACUGAUGAACAAUGAGGCUGUUUUCAGUGCAGAGAUAAACUUGAAAGGUUACUCAUGAAUAAAUUGUUUUUUUACACACAGAAAGAGAGUAGCAUUGUGGUAAAUUAAGCUCUGAAUAAUAAGCUGCAGUUGGAUGAAACAACCGGUUACUUCACCGAAAAACUUAGUCCUUCACCAUGACUGUGAUCAACUGAUCCAUUCUGCUUGCUGCUCUUUAUCUGUAAAGAGAAUCAACAGUUUUGAUGAACUUUAAGGCAAUGUGUCACUAAGUUCUAGCUUACUUAAAUGUAAUCAUUCUUAAUUCAUUUUCAGAAAUUCGGCUGAAAAAGACCUCAGAAUGUUUUGUCCAAUGGAGGAAUCGUAAAUCAAGUAAGUCUUAAAUUUAAUUAUUUAAUUAUAGUCUAGAUUAUAUGAAGUGACCAGUUAUAAGCUGUAUUCUAGUCUAAGAGUACUUAUCAAUGUUAAUUAUAUUGUAAUUGCCAGCCAAAACCACAUCUCUUAUUAAUGAGUUUGUGGUUAUUUUCAUUUAAAUACUGUUAACUGUAUUAAUUAGUUAAUUAAUUAACUGGUUGAUAAUUUAUUUAAUAAUUGUAGAGAACCAUGCCUGGGGACUCAACUUUGUUUCAGAAGAAGAAGCUCAGAAGUUCUUGGACUUUUGCUGUGUAUGUGAUAUUUUAAGUACAACAUAUGUUAGCUUUUGAAGUUUGAACACAGUAAGGACAUAUGUUUUGGGCUCUGGCAACAAACUCUCUAGAGUGUCAGAUGAUUUAAUCAAAGUGUAUUCGAAUGUCCCCACUACUUCUGAUAAACUCAAUGCCCUUGUUCUAAAUAUUCAUCACAGGCUGGACGUGUGCGUUCAGUGUCCAAUACAUCAUCGUCAGCUCCCUCAUCAUCCAGUCAUCCAAAGUCAAGUGUGCGUCAUCAUGAGACCAAGGUAAGGGCUUGAAUUGCAGGCAUUAUUCUCUUGAUUGUGUGACAAAUGUUAAUUGUACUUCAAACAUUGAAUACGCCUGUAAUGAAUUAUCAUGACUUUAAAGGUGGCAUAAUAUUGUCCUAACAUUUAAAAAAUAUGGAUCUGACAAUAUUAUAUUGUUGUUUUCUGGAUUUAGAUAAAUUGUGCCAGAAAAGAUAGCCAAGGGUCUGGUGAUGCACCAACCAUCCAGAUAAAUGACAUCGAAUUGAACCUCAAAUCAGCACACACUAAUGGUACCCUACACAAUGGUGGGGGAGACCACUACAACUCCAGCAGUACUCUUGAUGCCAUGGAAACACAAUGCAGCUCCAUCAGCUCACGCAGUAGUACCCCAAUAGCCAAUAAACCCAGCAAUGGUGAUCCAGGGGACAGUGGUUUUGGUAUGGAAGAUGUAAGCAGUGACUCAGUUGAACCCCACAGAGUGUCUCGCAUAUCUGCAUCUCAUGAGAAUGAACUCUCAGCACGCCUGUCUGUUGCUAGUGACUCAGAUUACUCUGUUAGUUCAAGAAGUAACUUGUCAGAUUUGGAUGACUCAGCUGAAUUGAGUUACUUCAAGAAUAUGGCAGACUUGAAUUCUAAUAAUUCUCCUGUGGUAAGAGAAUUCUUUUGUUUCAAGGGGGCUUGAGGUGGGUUUGGUAACAAAAGUGUACAUGUUCAACUGUUUGUGCACAUCAAGAUACAGUCUUCUAGAAAAUAAUGGUGAGGUAUUAUCUUCAUGAUCUUUAAAAAGCUUGUUUUGUUUAGGAUUCAUGCCUUAUUGCUGUUUGUUUUCAUUGUUAAUCUUACCCCUUUGGCUUGCUUUCUUAAGGCCUGUAAACAAUUGAGUGUUCAUAUGUGCGCUCACAAUCAUGGGUAUCAGUCUCCGGCACAGCUUUCAAUGACCACUACCUUGUGUAUCAUAUUUAUUUUAGGCUUGAAGUAAAAUCCAGCAUUUUGUUAACAUGUACAACAUUUAGUUUUCUAAGCACAGAUCACAUGAAGAUGAAUGUAGAGAUUACAAUUAAGUUAGGUACUUAAUUACCACUAACUUUUUUAAUGGUUAAUAUUUUGCAGGAAGUCAAUGCUUCAUUUCAUGGUUAUGCAGAUCUAGACCUGAACAGUAGCUGUGGAACAGAUGUAGAUGUGAAACCAAAGUCUGGUAUCGCUCAGUCUCGCCAGGGUGGGGCCACUCGCAAGGCAGGGUGGCUUUCUGUAAAGCACGUUCUUGUGAGAUUAAAGUCAAGCAAAGUGGAACUAGCUUCAGAUAGGAAGUGGCGUAAAUGUUGGGUUUCACUGAAAAAUGGUGCUCUGAAUUUUUAUUUUUGCAAUGAAAAGACUGUGAGUCCUCAAGACUUAGAUGAACCAAAUUUUUCUUUGGAGAUUGAUGGGUGCAUUGCACAGGCAGUUCCUGAACAUGCCAAGUUAGACCAUGUGUUUAGUGUCAGCUCCAGACUUGGUGAAGCAUACUUUUUCCAGGUAAAAUAGCCCAUAGUAAGUUUAGACUAGUAGUGUAAGAAGAAAUGGGUUAGAUGCCUUACCACAUGUACUCCUACUACCCAUGAUCAAUAGCUGACUACAAAACCUUAUAGACCAGGGGCCGGUUGCUCGAAGCCUGGUUAGGGCUAACCGUUGGUUAAGAGGUAUCAAAAUGUAUAGGUUUCCAUGGUAUUUAACACUGGUUAGCACUAACCAUGCUUCAAGCAACCCGGGCCUGUACAGUUAGUGUGAUGGCAUAUACCUAUUACUAAAAGUAGUAAUCAUUACUGACAGAAUGUUAAUUUCAGGGCAGCUAAAACCCCAAAAACAGUGGGGUCACCACACAAAUAGUAGCCGUUUAAAGUUUCUGUGAGACUGAUUGCAUGAGGUGUGUAAACACCAUUUAAGCAAUAGAAAACGUUUUCCGUGUUUGCAUGGCCUGAUAUAAACAUGAGAGGGGCUGGGAGAAUUCGAGACAGUUAUGCAAAGCCGAGACAAAGUUGAGGGUUUGUAUAACUGUUGAGAAUUCUCCCAAUGCCUCGAGUGUUUAUAUCAUGCUAUGCAAAUGCAGGGAAAAAGUUUUCUAUUGCUUUUAUAAAAUAACCUUCCCCAGAAAAAGACGCAAAACUCUUUGUAUGGCACUGAUUAAAAGAGAAAUUCUUACCAGUUGCAAAAUCUUGUCCACAAAGUCUUGCACGUGUAAUCAGUUCUUGUUUUGCAAAAAGAUGCUUUAAAAAAUAUGGAUUUUUCUCGCUUAAAAUGUCAGGUUAAGCGAAGAAAAAUUGACUCACCUUCUUUGUAACGAUUUUCCAUGUUUCAGCCGAUGAAGGAAUGGGUAAAUAAAGUAAACUUGUCGAGUUUUGAACUCGAAAACUUUUGAAAUUCGUGCUUGCGUGAUUAGCACGCUAAAAGCCAAGCACCUUGAUGCACAACCAUGUUUACAUACUCUCAUGCAAACACUCCUCUCGGCCAAUCAGAGCACGCAUACUAUCUUAGUUAUUUUGUAAAGUAUAAUAAUGCCACAAUGAAAUUACAAUGAAGUUUUGGUUUGUACACUGUGGGUGCUUACUAUUUGACAGAAAAAUCCGGUUGGGGUGAAAGCAUAAUGGUAAGCGAUUUACCAGUUUUACCGUAGAAAUACUACAUCUGUUCGUCGCUUUGAAUCCAAAUCAAGGGCAAAUUUGUGUAGCAUGAGUCUGGAACCGGGAAGGAACCGAGAAAUUGGCUGAUGGUAAGCAACAUUCCAUUUGGUUUGUACCAACGGAGAUGAAAGGACUACCUCAAAACCUACUCCUCAAUUUUCUGUUGAAAUUUCCGAAAAGUGACCUUACCAUUGACCUUGGCUUCCAUCCGGAAUUUCCGAAAUUUUCUAUCAGAUGGUAAGCACCCUGUAUGUCCAUGAAAAUUUUGAAAAUCUGGACAUAUACAGCUGUAAAUUGGUAGGCCUGGUUGUAGGGAUAAGGAUCAUACCAGCCCUGAAAUAUUUACAUAGAUCUAACUUUAUAUUAUAAUAAUAAUAAUAAUGAAUGUCUUUAUUGAAUAUUCAAGUAAAAAUACAUAUCUAUAUUUACAUGUUUAAUAUCAUUAGUUAAAAAGUAAAAGUAUAUUUAAAAUACAGUCUAUUAAUAAAACUAGCUUUAGAGCACUCCAUGUUAACACAGGGUAGUAGGCUUGUUUGAGUUCUCAGAUGUUUUGAUGAUUCUUUGACUCUGGGCAACAAAUAUUAUUAUACAGCAGAUGAGUAGAUAGGCAACUAAUCUUCUUGGAGAUUGACCGGUCUGUUUUUUCAAGCAGAUUGAUUCAUGUGUUGGUAACUUACUAUCCAAAUCACUAGACAUCCUACUAGUCCAAAAACUAGGGAAAAUCAUGACUGGGGAACUGAAUGUUGUAGAAUUAGGACAUGAUAUGAUUUUAAUUUAAAUCAGAUUCGAGUGUUUAGAUAUUGAUGAGGCAGUCAUAUGUAAUGUCAUGGAUGUGUGUCAGUGUUUCUCUGAAUAUUAAAAUGAUGUGUAUCACAUAAUCAUUCAAACUAUUAUGACAGGCAUCUAACCAAACUGACCUUGAGAACUGGAUAACAGCAAUUCAUUCCAUGGCUGCCUCAGUCGUGGCUGGUUCUGGACAGAAAGGAAAACAUGAAAUGGUACGCAUCCUCACCACUGAAAUAAAAAGAGUGGAAGCCAAAAUUUCUUCAGACUCUAAACUUAAGAAAAUGGCUGAGCUACAGUCCACUGUUGUUACUGAUUCAAAGAACAAACAAGCUUUCCUUGAUCAGGUAAGUCCAGUUAAGGCAUAAACACACCCUUGGCACUUCCGCUACAACUUAAAAUGGUUUAUGUCAAAGUGUUAGAUGAGAUGUACGUACAUACAUGAAGUUAGCACCUUGCUUGGACCAAAAAGAGUUUUCAGGGUUGUCUUAAAGGCUUGGUUUUUUUGGAUUUUGCCUGGAUUUUGAGAAUUUGAGCCUCAGCUAAUUUGGUUGAAGUAUGAUAAUUAUGUUGACAACACAAAUUUGUCAAAUCCCCCUUGCUGCUUCAAACAUGAGUGAAAAUAUCCAUUAGGUUUCAAAGAAAGAAAAAUGGCAACAUCGUGCUUAUUGAAGUGGAUAUUGCCUUGAUUGACUGAUGUUAAAAGUUGGGUAUUCCACAGAAGUGUCAUUGCUUGAGCAAAGUAUAAUCAUGGUUGUUACUGGUAAUUUGCCCUUUAUUAUCUACUUACACAUCAGGUCUGAUAAAACCAUAUUUUCUUGUAAGACUUGUCAUAUUAACUUUUUCAUUAGUCCUUUCAACAAUAAAGUUGCUAACUUUUCUUCAGAUGAAAAUGAGAGAGAGUCAUUUCAGAGACCUUCCACCAAAGCUAAAUAAAGCUAAAUAACACUAACCAAUACAAUGCAUUUUCAGAUUUCAAAGUGGGACAAAAACUUAGAGCACCUGAAUAUUGACUUGUAUCGGCUUCAGUGCUACAUAGCAGCAAUUCGUGGAAGUCAUCUGCCAAAUCCUCAAACCUUGCUAGCCUGUGUUUCUAGAAGCACCAAACAGACUCUCUCCAGAUUGAACAUUUUCUCUGUUAUGUCUUUCCAUGCUGUGGUCAGUGCUAGAGAUCCUAACACUGAGGAGGAAGUGAAGACAAGAAAUAAAGCUAAGCGGUCAGCAAGCUCUGUCGGCAAGCUGAAAAGUGCAUUACUAACUUCAUUAAGAAUUAAUGAUGCUGCUAGUGUCAAGUCUAUUAGAGAUCGGUACUCAGGAGGAAAAGGGUCUGGAGGAACUCCAAGGGUGAAACGGUGAGAGCAAUGAUUAUACUUACAGAAUCUCAAAAUGUGUACUAGUUAAGAUCAUUUUGAAAUUUUUUCCUAUUUAAGAUUAUAACUCCUAAAAAUGGGAAACUGACAAAAAUAAAAUGUACAAACAUGCUCCUUUGUGGACCUUUUGUGUCACUGGUUGCAGGAUUUAAGGUGUCACUUGAUCAAAAACUGCAGCUGAAUUUUCAAUUUCAGAUGUGAUUUGUUGGCACACUUUAAGCAUGAAUUGUUUUGACUUAUCACCAAAUAUAUUAAACUGUUUGCAGGCAAACCAACUUAGACAGCAUCCAGGAUGACAUUCUAGAGGAAGAGGGUACAAUACAGGUGGAGAGUGCUUCAUUGUCAUCAAGCCACUCAGACUGGAAAAGCAUGGGGAACUUCUUACGUAUUAGCUUAGAUAACAACCAAAGCACAGUUAUACCUUUACAUAAUGAGAUGACUGUUCUAGAAGUGGUGGAAAACACUUGUAGCAAACGUCAACUAGAGCCAGAGGCAUACUUUCUCAAACUUGGCGUUGAAGAUUCCUCUGGUUCAACAGGUGAUUCUUUUUGCAUGUAGACCAUGUUAUGGCAAGAUUAUUUCUCACUCUUUAACUUUAUUGCUUUAACACUUAGAUGAAACCUGUUUGGCAGAACUUUUGCACAGAACUACAGUAUUUAUUUCUUAAGGAUUUUCACUGAGGAAUUUGAUUUUUUUUGUGAAUUUCUUUGCCCAAGUUGGCAAGAUAGGCACAGUUUGCCUCCUAAGGUAGCUGGGUAGGUUGCAGGGUUUGCUAUAUUUUGCCUGUUUGUGGAACCAGCCAUAUACAUGUAAUAUAUGUUAAUGAAAAAGUUAUGUAUUUAAAUUAAGCAUUAACUUGCAGUUGUUCUGUUACAUUGCAUGACUUUUACCACUCAACAAUUCUUGAAUUAACUCCUACAUUUAAAAAAAAAAUGGAAAAAAUCUUACAUUUAUAAGGCGAAAAACAUACGGCUAUUUCAAAUAAUCAUGUAAAGUUCCAAGGUAUAUUUUUUUAUGAAGAAGACUAAAGUAGUUCACAGGAUGUUGCCAAAAUGACCAGCUGCCAUGUGAAAAGAAAAACCAUGCAUAUUAUUGUUUUUAUUUACAGGACAAAAAAUAUAACACUGAAUUCUAUAUUCGUUAACUCUAGGAGUGAAAGGCAUGUCCUUAUAUGAAAUUUAUGUGUGUUGUGGACAGUAUUUGUCUAUUUUUCCAAAUUUGUAUACAUAAUAAUCUAAAUAACCUUGUUUUCCAGAAUAUAUCACUCCUUUGCAAGAUUCUCUGUUAGAAGAUCAUGUAAGUUUUACAAAUAUUAUUGAGAUAAUAUCUAUUGCAUGUUUAAUUAUAAUUUUAUUUAUUUACAUACUUCAUGAUCUUGGUUGAUUUUAAGUACUGAACUUGGAAGUUAUUAUAGAAUUUUUUUGUUUUGAAAUUUGUGUUGAGAAUAAUAGAUACAUGGAUUGACGUAACCUAUAUGUCAAAAAACUGAUUUUAUCCAAUUUUAUCCAAAAGAGGCCCUUAUGCAUUAGUUACAUGUAGGUAUUAGGGUAAAUGUACCUUAAAUCUAUUUCUUUUUCUUAACAGAAAUACAGCUCUCUAAAACUCUGCCAGAAAUGUGUGUUUACUGUUGAACUAGCACGCUCUAUGGAAAUUGACAGAUUAGACUUUGGUGGGUAAACCUUACUUUAAGACUUUUGAUUUGUUUGUAGCUUCAGUUAUUUCCUUAAAAGUGUUGAUCUGAUUAGGCAAUAGUGUUCUUAACAGAUGCAAGGUCAUAUGUCUACUUCAUAUUGAGUCCAUUAUUGAAAUUGAAAUUUUUGAAACUAAAGAAUGAGAUCCGGGAAUCAUACUUAAUUUUGAAUUGUAAAACUCAUCUACUUGUAUUAAAAUGUUGUCAGGUUUAUCAGUGGAAGGUAAGGGGGAAGGAAUUGUGGUCAGUGCUGUAGAAGAAGGACGACUGGCGCAUGUUCAAGGUAAUAAAUGAUUGUGUCCGUGAACUCUUUUUGGGUUCAUCACUCAUGCCAAAACAGCUAUAAGCUGGCAUGCCACUGUCUUGUGUGACAUUAUAUAGUCAUGGAUUAUUUGCAAUAUACAGUCUUAAUUUAAAAUCUAUGUGAUGGACAUUAGUGGUGGUACAGUAUGAUGUAACCAUGGUUGAAAUUGAAUCAUUGCCUGCUGUUUAUGAAGAAUUAGCCAGGAUAUUAAAGCCAAUCAGAAAAUUAUGGAGAAAUAUUAAUUUUAUAAGAAUAAAGAAACAUUCUUUUAUAUUUGGAUAAUAAAUCCUCUGAUAAUGAGAUCAAUAAAUUGCAGCUAUUUUUAUCUUAAAGGUGUGAUGGCAGGAGAUGAAAUUCUUUCAGUAAAUGACAUUGAAGUUACAGAAGUUGAAAAUGCAGUUGAAGACCUCAGAGAAGCUCUUAAGGGUAAAUCAGGAAUUCGUUUAGUUUUAACUAGCUUUUGAAAAAGAAAAAAUAGCAACAGUAUGCUAGAACACAGGCUUUUACACAGAGUUGAAAUGAUCUUUUACACAUUGCAUAAUUGCGCUAAAUUUGCAAUCGAAAAAAGUACGGUCGGCAGCUUUGAUAAACAAAACAAAUUUAAACCGUGUUUUAAACUAAAUAUCUUUACAACCUUUUACUUGUUUAAGCUUUGGUAUGAAUGGGGCAUAAGUUGGGGGAUAUGUCAGCAAUAUAACUGUUUUACUUGGUUAUUCUAACUGCUAAAUCCAUUUUGUUUGUUUUUCUUUCAAAAUUCAUUGUCACUCAUUUGCAAAUUUAUCCUGGUUAUAGACCCUUCAAUUACCCUAUUGCUGCGAUCAUGUCGCGAUGAGCCUCCUGUUGUCAGCAAAGUAACUUCAGAUGCCAUUAUUUCAAGUCUUGUGGUACAGCCGCCACCUAAAAUUAGGUAAGCAUAAUCAUAUCAGUUACCAUCAGUAAAUUUUGUACAAUAAAAGUCAAAAUUUAAAACCAAGUGGAGUAGGCCAUUUCUGAGUUCCAAAAUUUAUCACUUUAGCUAAAAUGAUCCAUACCUGGGUCAGUACAAGAAAUUACUUCGAAUACCAUUAAGCUUAUUUCAUGUUUGAUUUUUUUCGUGUUAUAUUUACAGUGAUAAUAUUGCUGAGCAAGAUUUGAGUGAUCUCAUAGUGCCUCCCCCUCAAUGUGAGUAACUCUGUAAUAAAGCUUCUUCAGUACUCUUAAGCAGUGGUGGCAUGAACUUGUAUGUUUUACGGCUAAACUGUAUUAGUUUGCCUUCACUAGUUAAAAAUCUACCAAUGCUUCGUCUUAGGUAAUUAUUCAUUUAUGCCCUGUGUUUCUGUCAGACGUAGAUGUAGCUUCUAAAAAUCUAGCUCCAUUGGCACACAGGCUAAAACACGAGAAAAAGCUGUUAAGUUCAGGUUUAAUGAAAACGAUUUUCGGUUACUUCUGGGUUACUUCUGUAGGUAGUGAGGGACAGAUUACGUACAACAAAAGGAACAAGACAACCAAGCAAUGAAGCUCCCAGGGAUCCCAGGAGAACUCCAUUGCUUGGUUCCUUCGGUUCUUUUGUGAUGACGGUACCCGCGGAACCGAUUUUCUUCAUUCACGCAUACCCAAUUAUUUUUGUCAAACUGCGAUUCAGCCUAAAAAGUCGAGCUUCAGUGUAUCAUACUUUAUAACUGUUAAUUUUUUGUUUGUAGCGUAUGUUGAGGAUUCAGUGGACAGCUCAAGUAUUGUUACAAAUCAGCUAGAAGAACCUACCAGCCCUUUGGAUAGCUCAACCAAGAGCGUCGACGAGCUCCUUCAGGUUUUUAUGACUCUUUUAUCUUGCUUUGUUUUGCGUAUGCUUACAUGAGGUAUAUGGCUGCAAGCGCUUCAUGUAUGAUAUGUUCUUUGUUUUGUUGUUUUUGCUUGUUUGUUUAAUUUUUCUAUGUGUGGAUUUGUACAAGUUCGUUUUGAAACAAAAUUAAUAAAUUUUUCAUAAUUCAGCACAUUUUUCAAGGCUUCAUAAUCAUGUUACCCUGCGAGCAUUGGUUUUUCUAGGCGGGAUAGUGUUCUGCCUAGAGAAAUUUGCGCUCCCAGGGUAAUUCAUGUCAGUCUUGAUUGUUUGUUUGUGUGUUUACUCGUAGAGUGCCGAGCAGGUGACGCUGUUUUGCAGACAACAGGUUGAGUAUUCAGAUGACGAUCAGGAACCUAAGCCAAGUGUUCAACUAAGCAAUGCACAGAAACUUCGUAAAGUUAUCGUUGAACUUGUGGAUACGGAAAGAUCAUAUGUGAAGGUAAGCUUAGAAUGAAAAAUCUCGAGAAAACGUCCGUGUUGCUGAAGCUCACAAACACGGAAAAGCGGUAAGACUGGCCCACAAGUGAAGAUGAGCUUAAGAGAGUUUUUUCUUUUAUGCCUGAAGAUAGGAAACGUAAACCGCUAAUGGAGGACUUGAUAAAAAUAACCCCGAAACAUUUACUGACCUUUUUUUAGAGUCCGGAGCGAGAAACAUUGCCAACUCCAAAAGAAAGACGUUUUUAAAUAUUUUGAUACCAGUCCAAGGCACAAAAGAAAAUAAACCUCAAGGAAAAAAAUGCCAAAUACUUUCCACGUAGUUUAGUUUCACUUGGCAGUCUUGAGCGCGCGAAAGCAAGCUUAUGUAAACAAGUUACUUUGGGAGACAAUAUUCACCACGUGCGAAGAGGGCGGGUGAGACUUAAAGACUGGCAGGUAGACGAGGUAAACAUUGUUGUGAAAUCAUGAAAUGCUUUAACAGAUGCCUACCCUGCGAACAGAGUCUCCGUCGAUCUUGCUUCCUCUUUCCCGACUUAUCUAGGAAAGAUCGAAGCGACUCUGCUAGCUGGGUAACAGAUGCCCUAUCCCUAAAAGAGACUUUUAGAACGCUUAAAGUUUAGGGAUGGGGAAUGUUAAGGCAUUUCACAACAAUGUUUACCUCGUUUACCUCCCUCUGCGUCCGUGGUAAAUUGUCUUGAUAAGCGCGGGAAAAUGAUGGAAAAUCGUAACCCGUGGAGCUCCGUGGCGCACUGCACAUCCUUUUAUAAAUACUGUAUUUUUUUUCUAUUGAACGUCUUUAGGAUCUGAGGCUCUUGCUAAAACGUUACCUCGACCCGAUGAAGGAUGAAAACUUUAUGUCACAAUCAGAGGUCUGUAAUUCUUUAUGAAUUGCCUUAUUUUUAAUAUUUUUUGGGUCAUGGCAACUUCAUCGAUCAUUUGAUUGUCUUUUUCAUGUUUUUUAGGUUCAGGCUUUGGUGGCAACUGUACACGAAAUCUUAGAUUUUCAAGUAAAAUUUCUCAAAGAAAUUGAAAGAUCUGUUGAAUCAGAGACUGGUUUUGAUGAGUUCAGUGCCGUCGAACAAUUCCAGGUACGGAGUUGUUUCCUAGUACAACUAGCUAAUGCGGUUCAAUCAGACCUGUUACCAUCCCCUACGGGAAACCCCCGGGACAAGUCCAGCUUUUCGGCCUCGGGAAUGAGGAAUUGUUUGAAGCAGUCCUGCCCCGGGGGUAGGGGGUGGGGCAAAUCAAAAAUAACUUCUCUCAAGAUCCAUAUUAUGGCUCUUGCUUCUCUUGAUUUUCAAAAUUUUUUAUUUGAGUUUGUUGCCCGGUUUGCAUGAUGGCUGCGGACCUUAAGACAACAUAUUUUUAAGGGCAAAUGCAGGAAUUUGUCGAAUAGUGGCUGGAGAGGAAUGACCUAUCAAAAUUUAAGUCUGUGUUUGAAGGUAUGUUUCAAAACGUCCAACGAAUGGCUCUUGAUAAUCAUAUAGAUAAACAGAGAUUCAGUCCAGUGUUCUUAUGACGUGUUCUAUCAUAUCAAGAAGGCGCUUUGGGGUUUUUUCUUCGCGCUUUUUCGUUUUCAAAUUUUAUUCUCCAUGUUUUACCCAGAUUAUACACGUCCUACCCUUCUCUAAAUAAACUCUAAAAAACGUUGAUAAAAGUUAUGAAAACUUCUCGUUUUGCUAUUGUACGGAAAUUAAUAAUAUUAUUAUUGAUCUCAAAAAGAUGUACCCAAAAAUACGAAUAUGAGGUCGAUCAGGAGCUCAGGGGUGGGGAAUUGUCUCUUUUUGCGUGCCUUGGGGUGGGGAACAGACCACCAAGAAAGAAAAAAAUUUCAAAUCCCCGGGGGUAUGCCCGGGGGGGGGGGUAUAGUAACAGGUCAGAUUGAACCAUGCAUAAAUAGGGCCUGCGAUAAAUUUCCAACACAAGCUGUUAAUAGAACUUUCCAAAUUUGUAAUGCAAUCAAGAUUGUUUCUCCUCGAAAAACCCUCUUUAUCUUACUGUCUUGAUAAAUGCAUGAAUUUAGGACAAUUCCCUUAUAGCCGUCAAAAAGUGAAAUCCGAAACGUGUGAAGUAUGAACGAAUGAUGCCUCGAGGCAACUGUUUUCCUUUUAUGUUUAAAAGCUGUCAUUUUGAUUGAAAUACUGUUUUUAUCUCUUGUUUCUCGCCAGAAUGUUAUUUAUACCCUUGGAGAGACAUUUUUCAAUUAUACUGAACAUUUUAAGUUGUACAGUGCAUUCUGUUCCAGUCAUUCAAGAGUAGUAGAGCUACUUCAGUCAGGUAAGCUUAUCUCAGCCGAGUUGCAUGUACAAAAGUAAUGAAAUAACUUUGAAAUCGCAGUGAACCGCCAAUAAGGGCUUCCAACAAUACAUGAAUACUUGGUUGUUUACCAUUUAGCUCCAUUUAGCCGCCGGGUUUGCAAAGCGCGAGCAAGGCAAUAGACUAAGUACAAAUGAAAACCGUGGUUUUUGCAGAAGAUUAAUUUAUGUUUUACUCCGUUUUUGCAAGGCUAGUUUUAUGAUUGACUACCAAAGCUCGUGAGAAAAUACAAGUGACUCGUGGGAUAUUCCAUGGUAUAUCACUCGAAAGCGUUGCAUAACUAGUAUAUACAUGUUCUACUUUAAAUGUGUUUUGACGACUUUUAGCCUGUUCCAACCGUUGAGAUGGUGGGGACGGUGCAGAGACGUGAUAAACAGCCAGGGGAUGGGUGGGGUGACGUGGUGAGAGUGAAGGAACGCGUUCAUUUAUCUUUCCCACUCAUCUCGUUCUCCUCAUUUUGGAUGAUUAUACGUUUCUGGGAAACUGCCCACCUACCCCUCCCCUAAGCCAACAUUAACACUUACUUCUCAGUUAGGGCAAAAUGUUGGCUUAGGGGAGGAGUAGGUGGGCAGAUUCCCAGAAACAGAUAAUGACCCCUUUUUUCCCGCUCUCCGACUUCUGCCGCACUCCAAUCGGGCUGAACACCUGGAACAGGCUAAAAGACUUUCAACUCAAACCGCGCUAUCCUUGCCGGCAUAUUAGAACUUGGAAUACCAAAACUCCUUUCUUGUCUUUUUUUUGUUCAGGUUCAAAUGUCGCACUACAAGAGUUUCUUCAUGCCCGUAAUCCGAAAAACCAGCAUUCAGGAACGCUAGAGUCGUAUCUUAUUAAACCAAUUCAGGUAAAUGUACUUGCUUUACAAGAAAAUAACGUAACACUUAUCGUAGCUUACUGAGACGUUUAGGGCAUUGGGUGGUCUUUCUAAGAUUUUUACUGAUAUGAUAUUGGCAACAGCCACGUCACAGCAUAUGAAUGCAAUAAUUAAUAAUUAUACAUCCAUACAAAUACAAAAUAAAAGAUGUAAUUUCGAAAAUAAUUUAGAGCAUAAUACAAGAGCCAAUAUACUAUUUUAUUUAUGUAUCUAUUUGUAUUUAUUUUGCAGCGUAUUUUAAGAUAUCCUUUAUUGUUGAGAACGAUCCUAAAGCUUUUGGAUGGCAACAGCGAAGAGCAUCAUUGCCUUCUAGGUAAGUAACAAAUGAGUCACUUUUUGUUUUGUUUGUUUGUUUACUUUAGUUUUACUAUGUUAAGCCCAGAAGGCAACGUUGGUCAGUAAGGCUGAAUUUUUCACAAAUAUAAGUUUUCCGCAUAGUUUACUUCUGUAAAGGCUUAAUUAAGUUUAAUCCGCGCUACUGCUUCGUAUAUUCUUGACAGAAACGUUCCUAACGUUUUCGGAUCAAUGGCGAAGAGCCCACUGCUCUCCUGCAUACACUAAAUUGCAAAAAUUGAUUCCCAUCUGAAUGGGCCCCCUCACUCUGAAAGUGAGGCUAAGUGCACAGCCUGUCUUGUGAACUGAAAAUGAGUCUUAUUUGCAUGAGAAUAAAAAAUCACUUCCAUAUCAAAGGCGGAGCACUUAACCUCGUUUUGAUACAGAGGCCCGGGGGGAACUCGAAAAAGGCCUAUUGUUCUUAACCGCGGCAGGAUUACCUCAGUCGGUAUAGCCCUUGACGUUCAUCAGAGCGAGAGGUCACGGGUUCGAUUCCCGGGUCCGGAUCGAUACUCGGGGUCUUAAAAUAACUGAGAAAUGAAGGUAGGUGCCUUUGCCGACCUUUGCGUAGACUACGAGUAGUCCCCCAUUUUUCCUCAUGGAUAGUAUCUGGAGCGAGCGAAACGCGAGCGCGCGUGAAAAUCACCCCACGCGAGGAAAGGCGACUCGCGGGCCUAUUCUCGCGUGGGGUGAUUUUCACGCGCGUUCGCGUUUCGCUCACUCUACUAUCCCUGAUAGGGGACUACUCGUUUAGGAGACGUAAAAAUAGUGUCCUCAUUUAGUACUUGCGUGCUAAAUGCAUUGACACUAAAAUAAAGUGCUUUUUCCCCCCUUUUUUGCCUUAAAUAAUCAUUGCGCACAAGAGAGGAUAAAGGGGACAGAGAAGGCAUUUCCCAUACACACCCUAUUCCAUAGGUAAUUCGUCUCGAGUUAUUUUUAGAAUCGGGAUAAAGUUACCUCGCGCGCUGCGUGGAUGUUUCGUGGAGGUUUCGCAUGACUAAACGUCGGUGCAAAACAUGUCGGGCGAAAGGCAAUAAAAGCGUAAAGAGAUCGAGAGCAUUCCUGAAUAUUGAAGCGAAAUUAGUCGGCGCUCACCUGGGAAAAGGGGAUCGCUCCAUCUCUUCUUCCGAAAGACCCUUGUUCCGUUUAUUUGAUUUCUUCGGCGCCUUUUUGCUUCAUUUGAUGACGGUCGAACUCGAAGGCGCAGGUUUAGGCUUCCCUGCACUUUUCCUCCUCUUCGCUUCAUCUGCUGAACUAUCAUCGGAAUAGGAGCUUUCUACCGAUUCUUGUCUUUCCUUAGCACUCUCCGUUUCGGUUACAGCUUCCUCCUCGCUUGCACUGACUUUUUCAUCUUCUUCACUAGAACUCUCAGCUUCGCUCGAAUCAACAUCGUAACAAUGUUUAGAAACAAGCCAGGAAAGGGCGAUUCUUUUUUAAUUUCCGUUUCGCUGUCACAGCUUAGCAGAAAUCUCUCUGUAGUCGUUUUCGUCGACAAAACGAAUAGCAAUAUCGCUGUCCGCGUCUGCCGCCAUUUUGUUCUCCGUCAAUUCGUGAAGGACGCGUGGCUCUGAGCGUGGGUCAUCCACGCGGAACACAUUCGCGCUAUGUGAUUGGCUGUUGUCUAAUCCCCCGUGGGAUCUGUGGUCUUAAAAAUAACUCGAGACGAAUUACCUAUGGAAUAAGGUGUGUAUGGCGGAUGCCUUUCUCUCUUCCCUUUAUCCUCUCUUGUUGCGCAUUAAUACUUAAAAAACGUGAUUUUUAUUUAUGUAUUUGCAAUUUUUUAGACGCUGUGGUCGCAAUCGAGAAAGUUGCUGAGCAUAUUAACGAGAUGCAGAGGAUCACAGAACAGUUUUCGCCUGUUUUUCACCAGUUAGUUGUGGAAUAUGGAGGAUUUGAGGUAAUACUGAGUAGAUUCUGGCGAUCACUUUGCAGUAGUCCUAUUUCGAUAUUUUAAAAUCCAUAUUUGGAACUGAGGCUUAAGCGAAUAACACAAGAGAAAUCACACUGAGGUUUAGGGAAUAAUUCUUAACUUGUUUCUUUGUUUGUUUGUUUGUUUGCUCUUUUCCCCUAAACCUUGGAGCCAGCUACGAACUUUAACAUACCGAAAUGGGCCCUUUUGACGUAGGAAAAUGUUGCAAAUUAUUUAAUUGUGUAUCUUAUAUCGAACACGACUUAUGUAACAUUCGCCCUAGUAAUGUUAAUUCACUUUUAUAAAGGUCAAAGUAAUUGAAUUAGCUGCAAAAAAGUUCUUCUUUACUGUGUCAAGUUGCAUGAGUCUCAGUGGCUUCUUAUUACCUUAAAUAGACCCUUACACGGUUUUUUCAACUUUUGAUAAAGAGUAGUAGGCGCGGGAAUAUCCAUUGACAUUACUGGAAAGAGGGCCUUAAAAUUAAAGUAACUUACCAAGUUCCAAAAAGAGCGAAGAUAUUGCCCCUGAAAGUUGUGAAAUUGUAUUUUUUCUUUGUAUGGUGGGGGGCACAAACUUACCGCCCCCUCCCCCCUCCCCUCCCCUCCCCUCCCCUCCACCAUACAAACGUCUGUUAGUUUUAAACAAAUGACUUUAAAACUUGGCAACUUUACUGAUUUUAAGGCAUUCUUUUCAGCCAUGUUGACGUAUUUUCGCUAACUGGUUUCAGUCAAAAGUUGAAAAAACCGUGUAAGGGUCUAUUUUAGUCAUAAAAAUGGCACGAAAUUCAAAAAAUGGUAAAAACGUAGUACUGUCUUUGUAUUUGUAGCUUUCUGACGUAAGUAUUGACCGCCUGUUACAUCAUGGCAAAGCACAGUGGCUAAAUUGCCCCGAGGAAGUGUUGCGUAGUGGAACUCUUAAGCGGUACCCAGUCUCUCCCAAAAUCGGUAAAAAGAUGACACCAGGAACCAUGCAUCUGUUUGGUAAGAAAACAUAAAAUCUCGAAUUAUUUCCUAGUACAAUACGUAUAGUUUAACCCUUAAAGCUUCAAUACCAAUUCUCCAGAGUGAUCUCCAUUCAUUUCAAUAAAGAGGAGCAAGGCAUGGCGCAGCGGUGAGAGCACUCGCCUCCUACCAAUGUCGUCCGGGUUCAAAUCCCGGCGUCGACUCCAAAUCUGAGGGGUCGAGUUUGUUGUUGGUUCUCUCCUUUGCUCCGAGAGGUUUUUCUCCAGGUACUCCGGUUUUCCGCUCUCCUCAAAAACCAACACUUCCAAAUUCCAAUUAGACCAGGAAUCAGGUAGACGAAGAACCAGUUUGUGGAUGUGCUACCUCCAAAUCAUUAUUUAUUAUUGAUUAGAAUUUGUUUGAGAAAGGUCAAAGCAUUUUUCCUUUGGUGUCAAUGAUCGCUUUAUCAAUUCUCAUAACCUUUUCUGUUGAUUGUGUAUUGAUACUGUUAGGUGAAAAUUGAUGUUGGUCCCUUUUGGGACCUAAAGGGUUAAUGGACAGGGGUGUUUUAAGAUCUGAAACUGCUACAGCCUGUUACAAUAUACAGCUCUUGGUUGACGUCUUAAGAAAAUCGGAGCUAAAAAUUCAUGUUUCUUACUGACGUUAAUUUCUUUUCUAUUUUCUGUAAAUACCUUAUUUUGAAUAGAUGAAGUUAAUAUACGAGAGUUUUCUCAUAGAAUGAAAACUACAUCUUCGUUUUUCACGAAAUUUCGGCAAUUUUGUAAACGUUCGUGCAUAUCGGUAGUAGAUGAUAAUAUGAGGAAAUGAUGUUGAUACCAAAGAAAUGAAAAUGCACUGAAAAUUAUUCACACCAAAACGCAGAUAGUUCGCUCCCUUAUUUUAGAUCGUCUGACUCGCUGGACUGGCGUAACUUUGAAUGUCCGUCUUUUUUACUCAGUGUUCGAGAAAGUUCUGAUUCUGCUUUAUGUGGAGAGGAAACACAAAAAGAAAGAUAAAGAUCGGGUAAGUUUGAUUAGUGAACUUUGAUACGGUUUUCCUCCCGUUUUAUUGGUUACCUUUAAUUUUUUUUUCUAUUUUUCCUGAUAAUAUUCUUCUUUUGAUAUAUUCUUCUUUUUUAUCAGCCAACCUCGGUAAAGGUUGUAGACGAAAUCAAAUUUAAAACAAUUAUCCCUGCCUCCUCGCUUGUUAUACGGGAUCACUGCUGGUUAACUGACGGUAUGUCUCUUUUUUCUUCUUUUCCUAUAUCUUUUUCUCAGUUUAUCUAUUUGUUUUGUUUGCAUAUUUGUUGCCAAUACACCAUGUCCAUGAAAUUCCACGGCUGUUGUUGUCUGUUGUUAUCCCAUGCAGAGAUUCCUAGAGGUUCCUCAGGCAUUCCUUCGCUAUACAAAACCCCAAAGAGCGUUUGAGUGGGAGGCUACCCAGUUAUUGUGUCUUAUAUGGAAAACAUUCUUUUCGUUGUGUGUUUGUUUAUUUUCUUCAGUUGAAAGCACGGGUUUCUCUAAGGUUAGGCAUUGCAGUGAUUCUUAUGUCAAGAGCAAGGAAAUAAAAACCCUCAGCCAAAUUUGCCUUUAUCGGCCCAUUUCUAAACGAAACGGUAAAACAUUACGUAAAGAUAGAAUUGCACCAGAAUACUGGGUCUAAAUAUGUUGUAAAACUUUGUAAUCUUCAUCUGUCCUGCUCUUACGAGUUUUUAUUGUUCAUCUUUACAGAGACAUUUCAUUCGUGGGAACUUGUAAACAUCAGUGAUACAGAAGAGAUUGGUCGACAGGAAUGUAAUUACCUCUUUGCGAACAAGUAAGACAUCUUUUGAUUCUUGUUAUUCUUUGUUUGUUCAGUUUGUCUCCCACUUCAAGUAGAAAUUUGAAACUUACUAUUGUAAAGAAGAGAAUUAUGGCAGGCGAACUACCACUACAAGUAUACAGUAAAUCUUUCCUCAGUGCGGGAAUUUUUUUCUUAGGUGUAAUUCAAAUCUUUCCCAGGAUCUGAAAGACUAAAGGGGCUCACAGUGUCACGGCUCUCUUGUUCGUUGUAUUAAUAAUGCCAAUUACGCCUCGUUAUUCGCUGUGGAACUUGAGAUAUUACUUGUGAAUGGAAAUUUUUGAGCUUCGUGUCACACAGAUUUUUUCCCAAGUAUUAUAUCAAACGUUACAAACAACAAAAGUAAAGUUUUCUGACAGUGAAAAACCACAAUUGCAGUCCGUUUCAAUCUUCUUCAACUUUUGUCUAUCCGUGCCUCCUUUUGUCUUUGCUUAUUAUUCAAACCUUCUUUUAAUCUUCAAAGCAGUUAUUUUAAUGUUUCACUCAAUUUGGUGGCUGUUAUUAUGUUUGAAUUUUGAUAAAUUUCGUGACACCUCUUCUUUAAUGCAACAAAGACAUGUUACUUCAUUUUAUAUUAAUUGAGACCAAACCAAAUUGGAAUUGCAAACCUUUUCCUGGCAUUUUGAUAUUCACAAGAGGACACUUAUUUGAAGUCCGUCCUCCCUCUAAGAGUAUUUAUUGCCGAUCUUUUUAUGUAAGGAAAUUUCUCUAAACGUAGCUUUGCUCUGAAUUGUUUUGACAGAACUGCCGAGGAGAAACGAGAUUUAGUAAAAUACAUCAAAGAUUCGAUAAAACGAAGCAUGAAAGCUGGUUCUUUAUCGGUCGCGUCUUCUCAGAGGUCAUCAAGCUUCCGGCGUAACAAUGCUGAAGACCGGCUGAAUUCCUCGGACCCAAGUCCUUUCUUGCGUAACAAUAAUGACACUGCUCCUUUUUUCCGACGAUCGUUCAGCCACGAUCCCGAAGGAAUUCUUAGGCGGAGAUCUUCACUUGAAAGCGAUGCUACUCAUAGUUCGGUGGAUACUACUGGAGAUACUGAAACCAUUGUGAGUGGAACGCCGCGCGAGAGAAGGAUAAGCUUAAAGAAGAAGAACAAAGCUGUCUCUCCAAUGGGAUUAGAAAGUAGUCAAAUUCAUAUAAUUUAGGUCUCUUAACCCUUUUAGUUCUAAUAAUGUCAGAGUUGUUUCUCGGCUCUUCCACUUUUCAAGCUCUAGCUUGCGAGCAAGCUCUCCCGCAUUAGGGGAAGUCGCGAGAGGUCACGCGAGAGCAGCACGCGAAAGUAGACGCGAGUGCGAGGGGUGCCGAGAGCUUGCUCGAAGGCUAUUCAAACUCGAGACAUUUCAGCUUUGAUGACCGUCGUAUUAUAAGAAGAAACUAGGUUUUAUUAUUUAUUAAAACUUAAAGGGUUAACCGUUAUACAUAUCCUUUCUUUUUAAAACUAAGGAAAGGGGCUCUAGGCUGAUUAAGUUAAUUGUGUGAAGAAAUGAAAUUGCUUUAACUUUUAGCUGGCGAGAAAGCUCUCUAUUUAAAUAUCGCGAUAGGCAAAGUUCGCAUUUCAGGCUUGAACUUUAGCCUCCGCCUAUUUCCCUGUCGUAAACGUUCGUUGCCUUUUUUAACUGUCGAUUACGCCAUUUUUAGUCAUGAUAGAUGUAAUUUUUUCUUUGGAUUAAGUUACAAUAGGGCAAAAAAUACAUUUUUAAAUAGUCUCUGAAAAACGUAACCUGCGAUCAGGCGGUCCUUCUUCCCCGAAGAAAAAACGCCUGAUCGCAGGUUAUGAAAAACGAAGAUUAUAAGCCCGAGUUGAGUUUACUUCAAAAGUUAUACAAAGGGUCUGAGUCACCUUUUAUAGAUGUAUCAGCUAUGAAAAACAGUUUAUAAGAAUACAAUUUUGGCAAUUUUGGCCGGGUUGAUAUGGUAGCGUAGAAGUAAAAGAGAAUGUAUCAUACGAAAGGCCACAAAUGGAAACGAUCAUUUACGAAAGGGAAAUCCCUUCUGCUCCCACGAUUUCCAAGUAGAAAGUUGCAAGUGAGCUGGCGGGCUUUUAGAUUUCGAAGACAUCGUGACAAACUCUUGCUGCGCUGUCUUCUACAUCUUUCCCUUCGAUCUCCCAGCCCUACGUUUUAUUCCGUUACUAUCAGCCCAAAGCGGUCUCGCGUGUUAUGCUAGUUGUGUUUUGAUGUUAAUAUUUGUCAAACAGAGUUUUAUUGUUUAUAUGAUGAAAGAAACGUGUACAAAUGUAUUUUAAAAGAGAAAAUGUAUCGUAUCAAAGUGCUAAGGAUGUUUUUGCAAUUUGAAAUUAUUUUUCGGUGAUUUUGGAGCUUAGUAUCGCCUUGUGUGUUAAAAUAUGGCGGCAUAGGUCUGUUCGAUUUUUAGUUAACUAUGUUUUGUUAGUAAUAGCGGUAGUUUUAUAUGGCAGAUAAUACGUGGCGUUUAGGAUCUCUCCUUUAAAGUAAUUUAUUCUUACCUUUCCUACGACAUUUGCUGCUUCUGAAUUAGGUUUUAGUAAGACGUAAACCGCCCGACUAAACUGCCAGUCUUAUGUAGAAUGGAUAUGGGCUGCAUUUUAAAGGGCGAUGUCAUAGUAUUUGCUUUACUUUUUAAAAAAAUAUAGCUUAGUUUUGUUAAGACUAUAUUUUAGCCAUUGACACUGUUUCCUGUUAGAAAGAGAUGUGAGCAGAAAAAAAAAACAGCGAAGGGGUGGGGUAGGGGGUGCUCCACUAUCCGAACGCUUGGAACAGGCUAGUUUCCUGUCAUCUGUUGUUACGAAAGCAUCCGCAUGACAAAGCAACGUCUGUGUACACCACUGGUGUAGAUGGUCAUGGAUUAAAACUCGUGAUGAAAUUGGGCCAUUUUUUUCAGGUUUUUAUUCUGUGCCUACAAAAUUCACCAGAAAAUUGUUGUGGUUAGUGCCGCCUAAAGAAAAUAGUUUGAUAUCUUCUUUAUGACUGUACAAGAGCAUUUUGAAAAUGUCAAGGAACCAAGUCAUGGCUUAACAACACAACAGCCCGUGUACAACCACCCCCUCCCCUCAGAAAAAAUCGUAAGGGGACGGGGCGGGUGUACACAGGCUAGCACGGAAAACAACAAUAUCUUCAUGAAGUAGCCCCUUUAAGUAAUUUUUCUUCAGAUCCGUUGCGUUCACAUGGAAAUUUUUUACACAAAUUUUAUCGUCCAGCGUUUCAUUUCGUAAAAAAUAUCGUUAGUCCGGCAUCUUGUGUGCGCAUAAUUUUUUAUACGCCUUCUACAGAGAUUUAACAAAAAUACAUAUCAGAUAAAUUUAUACAGAG